AUGCCCACCAUCCUAGGCCUCACCAACGAAAAGUCGCCGCACGCCGGCCGGGGUAACAGCCCGCACGUGUCGUCGUCGACCACCAUGGGCUCCAACGCGCGGCUCGACACCAUCUCGAAGCGCAACCACGCGGCCGCGCGCGAGAUGGAGACGCUGCUGUGGCGCGCCCUGUGCGACGAGCCCGAGACCCUGCGCGAGUACCUGGCGCACGACUGCAUCAUGAUCAACCCGCUGCUGGCCCCGGACGGCUCGUCCGAGCCGCUGAGCAAGGACACCCGCCCCGGCGUCGUCGACGUGCUGCAGGCCGCCGCCGCCGGCCGCAAGCUCGCCGGCUUCCGCAUCCACGGCCAGCCGCUCGUCGUCGAGGUCGACCUGAUGGCCGUCGCGCUGGUGUAUAAGAUCAGCCUAUUCCGGCAGGGCCGGAAGGGACAGCAGGAGAUCGUCGCCAGCGCGAGCUCGACCUGGAGGCAGACGGCCGGGGCAGAUUGGUUGCUGGUUGCGUUCCAUGUGCAGUAUGCGGAUGAGGAGGAGGAGGAGGAGGAGGAGGAGGAGCGCUAG
Thermothielavioides terrestris NRRL 8126 is the source of this 558-nucleotide messenger RNA. RefSeq lists its product as uncharacterized. The record is from RefSeq and is a predicted model, not a curated record. The transcript has a single exon. NCBI's taxonomy places the organism in Eukaryota, Fungi, Ascomycota, Sordariomycetes, Sordariales, Chaetomiaceae. The coding region runs from base 1 to 558 and encodes 185 amino acids.